Messenger RNA from Hypanus sabinus (Atlantic stingray), 2463 nucleotides. Its product is annotated as CCR4-NOT transcription complex subunit 3-like. The record is from RefSeq and is a predicted model, not a curated record. Lineage: Eukaryota; Metazoa; Chordata; Chondrichthyes; Myliobatiformes; Dasyatidae. The transcript is spliced from 20 exons. The coding region runs from base 189 to 2324 and encodes 711 amino acids. Gene Ontology annotation, cellular component: P-body; CCR4-NOT core complex; nucleus. Gene Ontology annotation, biological process: nuclear-transcribed mRNA poly(A) tail shortening; regulation of DNA-templated transcription; regulation of stem cell population maintenance.
AAAGCUGGAUGGAGAGCCAUUGAGAUUGCGUCUACUGAUGGCCUAUUGUGGCAAUAGGCAAAUUGCAAUGGGUCCAGGUCCUUGCUGAGGCAGGAGUUCAGUCUGGUCAUGACCAACAUCUCAAAAGCAUUUUAUCACUGACAAUCGCACUGGAGCAUGGUUUUAAGGCACUGACUGAUCGUUCAGUCAUGGCUGAUAAAAGGAAGUUACAAGGAGAAAUUGACCGCUGUCUGAAGAAAGUCAGUGAAGGUGUAGAAACCUUCGAAGACAUCUGGCAAAAGGUUCACAGCGCAGCAAAUGCAAAUCAGAAGGAAAAAUAUGAAGCAGACCUGAAGAAGGAAAUUAAGAAACUACAGAGGUUGCGAGACCAAAUAAAGACAUGGGUGGCCUCCAACGAAAUUAAAGACAAGAGGCAGCUGCAAGACAACAGGAAACUCAUUGAAACGCAAAUGGAAAGGUUCAAGAUAGUGGAGAGAGAAACAAAGACCAAAGCCUAUUCAAAAGAAGGGCUGGGAUCGGCGACAAAGGUGGAUCCUGCACAGAAGGAAAAAGAAGAAAUCUGUCAGUGGUUGACGAAUACGAUAGACUCAUUAAAUAUGCAGGUUGAUCUCUUUGAAAGUGAAAUGGAAACGUUGUCGGCAGUGACGAGGAAAAAGAAGGGCGAGAAAGAGAAACAGGACAGGCUAGAAGAAUUGAAGCAUUACAUCGAGAGGCACAGGUACCAUAUUAAAAUGCUGGAAACCCUCCUACGUAUGUUAGACAACAGCACAAUAGAAGUGGACCAGAUUAAGAAGAUCAAAGAUGACGUUGAAUACUAUGUUGAUUCCUCUCAGGACCCAGACUUUAAAGAAAAUGAGUUUUUAUACGAUGACCUAGACCUUGAGGAUAUAGCACAAACAUCAAUAAUGGCAACAUCACCAGCAAGCAACAGUAAUAGCAAUGUGGAAGAUGAACUUUUUAAUCAGUGUAACAGCACUCCCACCUCUACGACCUCAAGUUCUCCUGUACCUCUCAGCCCAGCCAACCAGUCUGUGGAAAAUCAUGAAGAUGAGCGGAAACGGAGUAGGUCAGACAGCGAAAUGAGCAUGUCCCCUGCAAAGGUUCUUGGCAAGACUCAUCAUGGUAACAAUCUCCCUCCAUCCAUUUCUAUUUCUCAGAGUGCGCAGGGGUCGAACACAAAAACACCGACCCUGCCCUCAAAUGGAUCCAGCAACGGUGGAAGUAAACUGCUACAAACCAGCAAAAGCUACUCUCUGACGCAAGGGACGAACUCAGUUUCUGCCUAUGCAGCUGCUGUGGCAGCAGGAACCACCACAAUCAACACCACCAGCUCAUUCCAGUCAAGACCUGCCAAUGCGGUGCCCAUUCCCACCAGCAAGCAGCAAAAUGGGACUGCAAGUUAUAGUGCUGUUGUUGCUGAGAACAGUGUGGAACAUCAAAAUAGCUACAGUCUUCCCUCUAGUACAAACAGUCAGCCAAGUGGCACAACACCCAUCCAGAAUAAUGUGAAAGAACCAGUCAGCGUAUCUGUAGCCAGUACCACAAGCAUUAUCCCUGUACUUGCAGCCAGUCAAGUCAACACACAAGCCUCCAACUUUUCUGAUCUUAAGCCAACACCAGCCAUGAUGAAUGGGCCUUUGCCGUUUGUCUCCCAGGAACUGAAGCAGGCUCCAGAGGCACUGAGCUCUUUGAAAAGUAUGGCGGAACGAGCAGCUGUGAGUGCAGGAUUGGAAGAGCAAGUCCAGUCUUUGCAUUUGAAUGAGAGGGUUCUCCUCAGCACCCCAUCAUCACAGAACAAUUCGAUGACAUCUAACGUUCCACAAACAACAGAGGUUCAUCUCCAGCCUAUGCUGGGUGUGUGCCCACUCAGCCCAGUACAUCUUUCCAAGGACCAAGAAUAUCAGCUGCACAUGGUGGAAUCAGCGUGGCUACACAUGCCGCACCCGUCAGACUCUGAGAGGAUACGACACUACCUCCCUCGUAAUCCAUGUCCUACACCGCCUUAUCACCAUCAGGUACCCCCUGUCCAUUCGGACACACUGGAAUUCUAUCAACGGUUGUCCACUGAAACACUCUUCUUUAUUUUCUACUACUUAGAGGGGACCAAGUCCCAGUAUUUGGCUGCUAAAGCUUUGAAGAAACAGUCCUGGAGGUUCCACACCAAGUACAUGAUGUGGUUCCAGAGACACGAAGAGCCAAAAACAAUCACAGAUGAAUACGAACAGGGAACAUACAUUUACUUUGACUAUGAGAAAUGGGGCCAGAGAAAGAAGGAAGGCUUCACAUUCGAAUACAGAUACUUGGAGGACAGGGACCUGCAGUAACCAGGAAGUAUACACCCAGUGCCAGGGUGGGGAAGUGCUCCCCACACCACUGACUGAACCUCAGUAAUCCAGAAUCAGGCUUGCAGUCUGAACACAUAACUGUUCUUGGAAGAGAGCUUUGUUUAGAGACCUUGUACAA